This is a messenger RNA of Ceratitis capitata (Mediterranean fruit fly), 4170 nucleotides long. Its product is annotated as unconventional myosin-VIIa. The coding region runs from base 489 to 3470 and encodes 993 amino acids. Gene Ontology annotation, molecular function: microfilament motor activity; ATP binding; actin filament binding. Gene Ontology annotation, cellular component: microvillus; actin cytoskeleton; myosin complex. The record is from RefSeq and is a predicted model, not a curated record. NCBI's taxonomy places the organism in Eukaryota, Metazoa, Arthropoda, Insecta, Diptera, Tephritidae. Gene Ontology annotation, biological process: actin filament organization; sensory organ development; vesicle transport along actin filament. The transcript is spliced from 7 exons.
UUCAAACUUUGAUCCGUUUGAGGUAAUUUUCGACGAAAUUUUGGCACACAUUGGAAGGCAUCUCAGUAAUAACUAGACGAAUGUUGGUUUCCAAGUACUCAAGAAUUAAAGAUUUUUCCACACAAACACAAUUAUUUGCGACAAAAAAGAAAAGUCUAACGAUAUCUGCCAUUUGACAUUGUCAAGACGAGAGAUUAUGCGAUUGGGAAAAUUUCUCUCCCAAUAAGGCUUUAUUCGCCCGUGUUAUAUGGCUAAACAGAUUCUGUAUGAUAACCACAACGCUCCGAACUGAAGGUCCAAACUUACCUCCACACCGAAUAGCGUCUUAGAGAGGUGAAUGCGUGUGGGUGAAGCCACAAAAUGCUGUUGACAAUGAAUUUGCGGUGCCGUUCGGUGCGCGGGUCAUACGCACGGAGAAGACGCGUACCCUUAUUGCCAAUGAUGAGGGUAAGCAAUUUUGGGUGCCCGCAGAGGAUGUGCUCAAAUCGAUGCAUAUUACGUCACAGCAAGGUGUUGAUGAUAUGAUUACGUUGGGUGAUUUGCAGGAGUAUGCGAUAUUGAGGAACUUGGAGAUGCGCUAUGAGAAGCGGUUGAUUUAUACCUAUACCGGCUCCAUGCUGAUUGCCAUCAAUCCCUAUCAAACACUGCCCAUCUAUACAAAUCGAGAGGUCACGCAAUAUCGUGGCAAGAAGAUCAGCGAACUGCCGCCGCACAUAUUUGCGAUUAGUGACAAUGCCUUCCAGCAAUUGAAGCGCGAUCGCACAAACCAGUGCAUCGUGAUAAGCGGUGAGUCGGGCGCGGGUAAGACCGAGAGCACCAAGUUGAUACUGCAGUAUUUGGCCGCCAUUAGUGGUAAGCACUCUUGGAUCGAACAGCAGAUUAUAGAAGCGAAUCCCAUAUUGGAGGCAUUCGGCAAUGCGAAAACAGUGCGCAAUGACAACUCAUCACGCUUCGGCAAAUACAUAGAGAUACGCUUCACAGAUGCCGGCAAAAUACAGGGUGCUAAUAUCGAGCAAUAUUUACUGGAGAAAUCGCGCAUUGUCGCACAGUCGCGCGAUGAACGUAAUUACCACAUAUUCUACUGUAUGCUGGCGGGUUUGAGUAAACCGGAGUUGACGCGCUUGGAGUUGUUAGAGAAUUCUUCCACAAAAUAUCACUACCUGUCACAGGGUGGCUGCCUGCAGUUGGAUGGUAAAAAUGAUGCGAAAGAUUUUGCUGAUAUACGCGCUGCAAUGAAGGUGCUCUCCUUUGCGCCGGAAGAGGUUUGGUGUAUAUUUAGUCUGUUGGCGGCCAUUUUGCAUUUGGGAAAUAUGCAAUUUACAGCAACGGUGGUGCAGAACAUGGACGCUACCGAGGCUACUGAUGUUGUGAAUUUACAGCGUGUAGCUUUGCUUUUGGGCGUCUCGAAGAAGGCUUUAGCCACCGCGUUGACGCAAAAAACGAUCUACGUGCACGGCGAACGUGUUGUGACGAGUCUUUCACGCGAUAUGACUAUUGAGGGCCGAGAUGCAUUCGCAAAGUCUUUGUACGGCGCGAUUUUCAUACGAAUUGUUGAGCGCAUUAACAUGACAAUCGAUACGAAGGAAAAACUCUCUAAAGCGCUGAACACCAUUGGUGUGCUGGAUAUAUUCGGGUUUGAGAACUUCAGCGAUAAUAGCUUUGAGCAAUUGUGCAUUAAUUAUGCGAAUGAGAAUUUGCAGCAGUUCUUCGUGCGCCAUAUCUUCAAGAUGGAACAAGCAGAGUAUGAACAAGAGAGCAUUAAAUGGCAACACAUCGAUUUCAAAGAUAAUCAAGAGAUAUUGGACUUGAUUGGCAUGAAAUCAGUGAAUAUUAUGUCACUCAUUGAUGAGGAAUCCAAGUUUCCAAAAGGCACCGACAACACAUUACUGGAAAAGCUGCACGUACAACAUGGCAACCGUUCGAUUUAUGUGAAGCCCAAAUCCAAUCAGGCUGCACUCUUCGGCAUACGACAUUAUGCCGGCGUUGUGAUGUAUAACCCGAAUGGUUUCCUGGAGAAAAAUCGUGAUUCUUUCAGCAUGGAUUUGCGUGAAAUGAUAAGUAAAUCGAAAAAUAAAUUCCUAGUUGAUAUAUUCCCAUUGCAACUGCCCUACGAUACAAUGAAGAAACAGCUGACGCUCUCUGUAAAGUUCCGUAAUUCAUUGGAUCUACUCAUGCGCACGCUCUCGGCUGCCCAUCCCUUCUUUAUACGUUGCAUUAAGCCGAAUGAGCAUAAGAAACCAAACCUCUUCGAUCGUGAGCUUUGCGUACGCCAACUGCGUUACUCUGGUAUGAUGGAAACCGCACGUAUACGGCACGCAGGCUACCCCAUACGACACAGUUACAGAGAUUUCGUCGAACGGUAUUGCCUGCUGUUGCCGAAACUCGCUCCCAUACGCACACUCGACUGCCGCCAAGUGACCGAAGAUAUAUGCAAGCAAUUAUUAACCGCCACAGCUGAUUAUCAAUUCGGUCGUACAAAAGUUUUUCUUAAAGACGUAGACGAUACCUAUCUGGAGAAGGAACGCGCACGCAUUGUACUCAAAUCUAUUAUAGCCAUACAAAGGGGUUUCCGGAGAGUGCUGUUCCGACGACAGCUGUGCCGUUAUCGCGAAGCAGCGCUUACUAUACAGAAAGUGUGGCGCGGCUACAAACAGCGACGAGAUUUCCUUAUCGCACGUCAAGGUUUCCAUCGGCUGGGCGCUUGUAUUGCACAAAAGCAUCUUACACUUCAUUUCACACGACUACGCAGCUGCGUGACACACUUGCAGGCACACUGUCGAGGUUACUUGGCGCGACGUGCAUUUAAAAUGCGUCAACAGCGACAUAAAGAUUUGCAGGCGCUGCGUGCAAGCGAAGAGUUGCUCGUACGACAGGCUAAAGAGCAUCAGCAGGCCGAUCGUGAAAGACAGUCACGACUUGGCGCAAACGCAGCAGUGGUAGCGGCAGCAACUGCACCAAAACCACCACCACGCGCCGUCUCAACGCCGAAUCCCAUUGUGACGCAAGCGCAAAUACAUGUGCGCGAGCGGCCGAUGAAUAUGAUGAACGGCAUGAAUGGUGUGAACGGUGUGAAUGGCGGGAAUGGUGUGAAUGGCGUGAAUGGCGGGAAUGGUGUGAACGGCGUGAAUAGCAUGAAUGGUGUGAACGGUGUGAAUGACGUGAAUGGUGUACACAGCGUGAUAACGACGACGAAGAUAGAGCCAAAACAACCAGAAAAGCAGGAACCCACCGCAAAUGACGACAAUUACAUGGAUGAGGAGUCCUCCAAACAAAUUGUGGACGAUGUCUUUGGUUUCCUCGAUGAGGCGGAUGUGAGUUCACCACCAGUGGUUUCGAAUGUUCGCGCGAAGUCGUUGAUGUUCGAACGAGAAUUGCGUCUGAAAAAAGAUAUACCUAUAAAAUUAUUAUCGCGGCCGGUGAAUUACUAUGAGGCCCCACAACGGCAGGUUAUGAAUCAAAUGAGAUUAUAAAUUACUAUAGUUUGGUAGGUAUUAACGAAGGCAGCUGCAGCGACAGAAUGACAAAAACUUAUAUUUUUGUAAAUAUAAGUACCCCUGCAUUGGAAGGCCGAGCUUGUUUGAGUGUAUGAAAAUUCUAGUUGAUUACUAGUGGUGAGAGAUUGUUGCUGUCAUGCUGAGAUUCCAUUUCCGAAUCCCGUUGAAGGUGAACUAUUUCUUUGCUAUUUCUGCGUAUUAAAAUUUCAACAUACCUAAAGGGACUAGUAUUUAACUGGUAUGAAGCUAGUCUUUAAGCAGAAAAUGCCGCGUUAAAAACAACAAACGACAAAACGUGGGCAACUUAAGUAAAAUUUAUUAAAACAUGCACACAAGUAGCCACAUAAUUAAGUGCUAGACUCUCUGACUGUAGGGGUUGAAGUGCGUGCGCACGAAGUGGAAAACUGAAGUUUGUAAAAUAAAAAAUAUUUUUAUGUUCUUGUAAUUUUAGUAGUCGAUUUUAGAAAUUGUAUUUAUAAUUGCAUUAAAAAGCAACAAAUUUGUAUAAAUUAGUUAAUUUUAUUGCUUCAUAAAUGCUUAUGAAUUGUUUAAUUAUUUGUGUAGCAUUUAUUUUUAAAACAAAUUUAUUUGUCAAUCAUUUUUCAAUCCAUUAUUUGUACCAUACAUACACAUAUUCAGAUUUAAACUGCCUGUGUUAGGUCGAAUGUAUAUACAU